Messenger RNA from Hermetia illucens (black soldier fly), 2246 nucleotides. RefSeq names its product nibrin. The record is from RefSeq and is a predicted model, not a curated record. Gene Ontology annotation, cellular component: Mre11 complex. Lineage: Eukaryota; Metazoa; Arthropoda; Insecta; Diptera; Stratiomyidae. The coding region runs from base 125 to 2233 and encodes 702 amino acids. Gene Ontology annotation, biological process: double-strand break repair via homologous recombination; mitotic G2 DNA damage checkpoint signaling. Gene Ontology annotation, molecular function: protein binding; damaged DNA binding. The transcript is spliced from 4 exons.
GCACAAGAAUCCUACCAACGGUCGUUUUGUUGUGGUCUUUGACAUUUCUCUGUUUUUUUUGGAUCAGAGGUGUCUACAGUGCAUUUUUGUGUAUUGCUGCCGGGUAUUUUCCGAAUUCCUGGAAAUGUGGACCUUAACUAGUAAAAAGAAUGGUGAUGUCUACUAUCUCUUGCCGGAGAAAGAGAAACAUUCCGUCGGACGUGCAAAUGCGGACCUAAUACUGACUGGAGACACCUCUAUCAGUCGAUCUCACGCCUGCCUUUAUACAUCGAAGGACAGUGUGAAGGUGAUCGAUGUAGGCUCCAAGUAUGGCACCUUUUACAAUGAAAACAUUGAGAAUAAAGUAGAAAUGAAGAAGAAUACUCCAAUCGAACUGAAGAAUGGCGAGCGGAUCAAAUUCGGGGUGCUUGAGAACGAGUGGGUCCUUUCAAAGCUCAACAUUUCAACCUUGACCUCCACCUUAACAGCUGAACACAAGGCCGAGCUGCAAAACAUUAUCAAGGCUCUUGAUGGACGAAUUGUUGAUAAAUGGGAGAAAAGUUGCACUCACCUCACCAUGUCGGAGAUUACGGUGACGCACAAAGUGCUCCAAGCUCUCGUUGAGAAUUUCCCGAUCGUGUCCAUUGAAUUUUGGCGGAAAUAUUUAGCAAAUCUUAAAGCCGGUCAACCACCACCGAAACCUGCUGACUAUUUACCAAAGUUGUCGGAGUCUUUCAUAAACCGAGAGAGUGUGUCUUUUGGUCCAGUUGCCGGGAGAAAGACACUUUUUGCCGGGAAAACGUUUGUGUUCACGUCUAGUGUGCCCUUUGAGAAGUACAAAACCAUCAUAGAGAGCUCUGGAGGAGCCUGUGAAAAUCUCUAUAAGGGAGUAACGAAAAGUACACUAACGAAGAAGAACGUUAUAGUGAUUCGCAAUGGAGCUAUGAAUCAGACGCAAAGUUCGCAGACAAUGGAUAGUGUUUAUGAUUUUAUCAGAAGCAUCGGUAGAAGGCUUAUUCCAGAUGCAGAAAUAGGUCUAGCAAUUCUUCAUUGUAGUAUCACAAAGUAUUGCAACCCCGACUAUAAAAUGGUAAACGAGUUUGUCGCAGAAACGAAUGAUGUUAUUCCACAUUCUAAUAUCAUUGCCAAACACACACCCAGUUUGCAAAGCCAAGACUACGAUGAUGACGUAAUAGAAAUACCAGAAAGUGAGGGAUGUAAAGGAACAGAAAAAUUUCAACCCGCGAGGAGUGAAUGCCCCGAAACAGAUGUCGAAAUCAUCGGUUGUACAGAAAAUCCUACAAAGAAUUUAAAAGAAGCACCACUGGCGCUGUUAGCUAAAACAGACACAUUAACACCUGGAAAACGUAAACGUAAGGAUUCGGAUGGUAAUCAAAAGUCAGCUAAGAAAUUUAAUACGCAAACGGAGUGUAAUGCGAGUCAAAGGAACGAUGCUCCAAUGUCAUCGAAUAUGUUUGAAAAUUCGGAGAUGCAAUUGUCAUCGCAACCAAUUAAUAGACCUCAGGAAGGUACUUCAAAGCAAGUGUUUCCGUCGACUUCGAAACAAUCGACGAAAAGGCAUACUGUCGAUCUGAGUAUGUUUAUCGAUACAAGUCAGAUUAGAAAAUCACAGAAUCUCGAGCCUUUAGUUGAAAAUGUUCCAGCUCCAGAAAAUAACAAAGAAGGUAAAAAGAGGGCGAGAAUCGCUGCAAUAUGCAGUGAUGACGAUGAUGAUGACUUAUUCGCCUUUGAUAGUUCAGCGCCUAAGAAACAAAAGAAAACUAACGUUCGUGAGACAAAUACACGUUCUCAAAAUUCGACAGGAGCGAAAGCCAACAAUGAAACCAACACAAACAAAACUAAUUCUGAAAACACAAAGCCAACUAAACCUAAAUUCCAAUUGCCGCCUAAAAAGCCAGUUGAAAUUCCUACUGAUGGUUGGCUAUCAAAAUCACUCUGCAGUAUGAAAAUAAAGACAGAAGAUACUAAGGAAAAUAUAAAAGAGGAAAGUUUGAAUUCAUCUGCUUGGGUCAAUUCACUUAAAGGAGGUUUUGAAGUACGCGUGAAGCCAAUGAAUCUUGUAUCGCGAUCUUUCCGUGAAGCGUCUGUGAAUGGGGUCAAUUCUAAUGCCACUACGACGUCAAGUGGAAAAAAUUUCAAAGCAUUCGUUAAGAAAUGCAACUAUAAGCCGCAGACUUCAGUAGUGGCAACGGUUCCUGUCUAUGUUGGUCUGAAGACACAUUGUGAUUUCUAGACAUAUUUACCUA